Molecule: messenger RNA, 3675 nt
Organism: Acanthosepion pharaonis
Lineage: Eukaryota; Metazoa; Mollusca; Cephalopoda; Sepiida; Sepiidae
Source: the annotation of a GenBank genome assembly
AUGGGAAACGAAAAAAGAAUUAAAAUUGUCUAUAUUUCUAUAUAUCUGAAUCUCUCUCUCUCUCUCUCUCUCUCUCUCUAUCUAUCUAUCUAUCUAUCUAUCUAUCUAUCUCCCCACCCAUUGGUUCUUAUCUCUUCAGGGAAUCUCUUUUUUAGGUUAGGUCGUCCUUAUCUCUUCCGGGAUUCUCUUUUGAGGUUAGGUCGUUCUUAUCUCUUCCGGGAUUCUCUUUUGAGGUCGUUCUUAUCUCUUUCGGGAUUUUCUUUUUUGAGGUUAGGUCGUUCUUAUCUCUUUCGGGAUUCUCUUUUGAGCCUAGUUGGUUCUUAUCUCUUUCGGGAUUUCAUUUUGAGCCUAGUUGGUUCUGAUCUCUUCCGGGAUUCUCUUUUGAGCCUAGUUGGUUCUUAUCUCUUUCGGGAUUCCCUUUUGAGGUCGUUCUUAUCUCUUCCGGGAUUCUCUUUUGAGCCUAGUUGGUUCUUCUCUCUUUCGGGAUUCUCUUUUGAGCCUAGUUGGUUCUUAUCACUUUCGGGAUUCCAUUUUGAGCCUAGUUGGUUCUUAUCUCUUUCAGGAUUCUCUUUUGAGCCUAGUUGGUUUUUAUCUCUUCCGGGAUUCUCUUUUGAGGUUAGGUCGUUCUUAUCUCUUUCGGGAUUCUCUUUUUUUGGACUAGUUGGUUCUUAUCUCUUUCGGGAUUUUCUUUUGAGGUUAGGUCGUUUUUAUAUCUUUCGGGAUUCUCUUUUGAGCCUAGUUGGUUCUUAUCUCUUCCGGGAUUCUCUUUUGAGGUUAGGUCGUUUUUAUCUCUUCCGGGAUUCUCUUUUGAGCCUAGUUGGUUCUUAUCACUUUCGGGAUUCUCUUUUGAGGUUAGGUCGUUCUUACCUUUUUCGGGAUUGUCUUUUGAGCCUAGUUGGUUCUUAUCUCUUUCGGGAUUCCCUUUUGAGGUUAGGUCGUUCUUAUCUCUUUCGGGAUUCUCUUUUGAGCCUAGUUGGUUCUUAUCUCUUUCGGGAUUCUCUUUUGAGCCUAGUUGGUUCUUAUCUCUUUCAGGAUUCUCUUUUGAGGUUAGGUCGUUCUUAUCACUUUCGGGAUUCCAUUUUGAGCCUAGUUGGUUCUUAUCUCUCUCGAGAUUCCCUUUUGAGGUUAGGUCGUUCUUAUCUCAUUCGGGAUUCUCUUUUGAGCCUAAUUGGUUCUUAUCACUUUCGGGAUUCUCUUUUGAGGUUAGGUCGUUCUUAUCUCUUUCGGGAUUCUCUUUUGAGCCUAGUUGGUUCUUAUCUCUUUCGGGAUUCUCUUUUGAUGUUAGGUCGUUUUUAUCUCUUUCGGGAUUCUCUUUUGAGCCUAGUUGGUUCUUAUCUCUUCCGGGAUUCUCUUUUGAGGUUAGGUCGUUUUUAUCUCUAUCGGGAUUCUCUUUUGAGCCUAGUUGGUUCUUAUCUCUUUCGGGAUUCUCUUUUGAGGUUAGGUCGUUUUUAUCUCUUUCGGGAUUCUCUUUUGAGCCUAGUUGGUUCUUAUCUCUUUCGGGAUUCUCUUUUGAGGUUAGGUCGUUUUUAUCUCUUUCAGGAUUCUCUUUUGAGCCUAGUUGGUUCUUAUCUCUUUCUGGAUUCUCUUUUGAGGUUAGGUCGUUCUUACCUUUUUCGGGAUUCUCUUUUGAGCCUAGUUGGUUCUUAUCUCUUUCGGGAUUCCCUUUUGAGGUUAGGUCGUUCUUAUCUCUUCCGGGAUUCUCUUUUGAGCAUAGUUGGUUCUUCUCUCUUUCAGGAUUCUCUUUUGAGCCUAGUUGGUUUUUAUCUCUUCCGGGAUUCUCUUUUGAGGUUAGGUCGUUCUUAUCUCUUUCGGGAUCCUCUUUUAGGACUAGUUGAUUCUUAUUUCUUUCGGGAUUUUCUUUUAAGGUUAGGUCGUUCUUAUCUCUUCCGGGAUUCUCUUUUGGACCUAGUUGGUUCUUAUCUCUUUCGGGAUUCUAUUUUGAGGUUAGGUCGUUUUUAUCUCUUUCGGGAUUCUCUUUUGAGCCUUGUUGGUUCUUAUCUCUUCCGGGAUUCUCUUUUGAGGUUAGGUCGUUUUUAUCUCUUCCGGGAUUCUCUUUUGAGCCUAGUUGGUUCUUAUCACUUUCGGGAUUCUCUUUUGAGGUUAGGUCGUUCUUAUCUCUAUCGGGAUUCUCUUUUGAGCCUAGUUGGUUCUUAUCUCUUUCGGGAUUCUAUUUUGAGGUUAGGUCGUUUUUAUCUCUUUCGGGAUUCUCUUUUGAGCCUAGUUGGUUCUUAUCUCUUCCGGGAUUCUCUUUUGAGGUUAGGUCGUUUUUAUCUCUUCCGGGAUUCUCUUUUGAGCCUAGUUGGUUCUUAUCUCUUUCGGGAUUCUCUUUUGAGGUUAGGUCGUUUUUAUCUCUUUCAGGAUACUCUUUUGAGCCUAGUUGGUUCUUAUCUCUUUCGGGAUUCUCUUUUGGGACUAGUUGGUUCUUAUCUCUUCUGGGAUUCUCUUUUGAGAUUAGGUCGUUUUUAUCACUUUCAGGAUUCUCUUUUGAGCGUAGUUGGUUCUUAUCUCUUUCGGGAUUCUCUUUUGGGACUAGUUGGUUCUUAUCUCUUCCGAGAUUCUCUUUUGAGCCUAGUUGGUUCUUAUCUCUUUCGGGAUUCUCUUUUGAGGUUAGGUCGUUCUUACCUUUUUCGGGAUUGUCUUUUGAGCCUAGUUGGUUUUUAUCCCUUUCGGGAUUCCCUUUUGAGGUUAGGUCGUUCUUAUCUCUUUCGGCAUUCUCUUUUGAGCCUAGUUGGUUCUUAUCUCUUUCGGGAUUCUCUUUUGAGCCUAGUUGGUUCUUAUCUCUUUCGGGAUUCUCUUUUGAGGUUAAGUCGUUCUUAUCUCUUUCGGGAUUCCGUUUUGAGCCUAGUUGGUUCUUAUCUCUCUCGAGAUUCCCUUUUGAGGUUAGGUCGUUCUUAUCUCUUUCGGGAUUCUCUUUUGAACCUAGUUGGUUCUUAUCACUUUCGGGAUUCUCUUUUGAGGUUAGGUCGUUCUUAUCUCUUUCGGGAUUCUCUUUUGAGCCUAGUUGGUUCUUAUCUCUUUCGGGAUUCUCUUUUGAGGUUAGGUCGUUCUUAUCUCUUUCGGGAUUCCAUUUUGAACCUAGUUGGUUCUUAUCACUUUCGGGAUUCUCUUUUGAGGUUAGGUCGUUCUUAUCUCUUUCGGGAUUCUCUUUUGAGCCUAGUUGGUUCUUAUCUCUUUCGAGAUUCCCUUUUGAGGUUAGGUCGUUCUUAUCUCUUUCGGGAUUCUCUUUUGAGGUUAGGUCGUUUUUAUCUCUUUCGAGAUUCUCUUUUGAACCUAGUUGGUUCUUAUCUCUUUUGGGAUUCCCUUUUGAGGUUAGGUCGUUUUUAUCUCUUUCGGGAUUCUCUUUUGAGCCUAGUUGGUUCUUAUCUCUUUCGGGAUUCUCUUUUGAGGUUAGGUCGUUCUUAUCUCUUUCGGGAUUCUCUUUUGAACCUAGUUGGUUCUUAUCUCUUUCGGGAUUCUCUUUUGAGGUUAGGUCGUUCUUAUCUCUUUCGGGAUUUCAUUUUGAGCCUAGUUGCUUCUUAUCUCUUUCGGGAUUCUCUUUUGUGCUUAGAUUCAAUGAAUGUGGUUCCGCUUCCCCCCACCUCCAGUCUUGUUUUCAUUUCUCUUCGGAAUGUUGGCCAGGCGUCCGGUCCUCGUUUGAGUAGCCUCUCAAUGAGUGCUUUCUAUCUAUCCGGUUGA